This is a messenger RNA of Lachancea lanzarotensis, 1251 nucleotides long. RefSeq names its product LALA0S13e03730g1_1. Gene Ontology annotation, molecular function: oxidoreductase activity, acting on paired donors, with oxidation of a pair of donors resulting in the reduction of molecular oxygen to two molecules of water. The transcript has a single exon. The record is from RefSeq and is a predicted model, not a curated record. Lineage: Eukaryota; Fungi; Ascomycota; Saccharomycetes; Saccharomycetales; Saccharomycetaceae. Gene Ontology annotation, biological process: lipid metabolic process. Bases 1 to 1251 code for a protein of 416 amino acids.
AUGAGCGUGCAAGGUGAGCUUUCAUCACGUAAAGUGGCUGCCGGCAGCAGCGGCACUGCCACGGAGACAGUGGUUUCCAAACGUGCCAUCGAUACCAACGGUAACGUUUUCGAAGUUCCUGACUACACCAUUAAAGACAUUCUGUCAGCGAUACCCAAAGAGUGUUACAAGAGAGACCUGUGGUGGUCAUUGCACUACGUGGCUCGCGAUAUCGCCGCGAUCGUAACUAUCGGUUACGUUGGUACAAGCUACAUCCCGGUGUGGUUCCCCAGCAGCACGCUUGCGCGUGCUGCUGCCUACAUGGUGCAAUCGUACCUGAUUGGUCUUUUCGGAUUUGGACUUUGGAUUUUGGCCCACGAAUGCGGCCAUUCGGCGUUUUCGGACUCCAACUUGGUCAACGAUACCGUGGGAUGGGUCCUACACUCUUGGUGGAUGGUUCCUUACUUCUCUUGGAAAUUCUCGCACAGUAAGCAUCACAAGGCGACGGGUCACAUGACCCGUGACAUGGUAUUCAUCCCAUACACACAGAAGGAGUUUCUGGAGACCAGAAACAAGUCGAAGCUGAGCGAAGUCAUGGAAGAGACCCCCAUUGCCACGCUUCUUACCCUGUUGGCCCAGCAAUUGGGUGGCCUGCAACUGUAUUUGGCCACAAAUGCCACCGGCCAGCCAUACCCGGGUGUUUCCAAGUUUUUCAAGUCCCACUACUGGCCCACUUCUCCUGUUUUUGACGCUAAGGAUUUCUGGUACAUUAUUCUCAGUGACAUUGGUAUCCUAGCGACGUUGACGGCUAAUUAUAUGUGGUACAGAGCCUACGGCGCUCACGUGGUGCUGAUCAACUGGUUUUUGCCCUGGCUAUGGGUCAACCACUGGCUGGUGUUUGUGACCUUUUUGCAGCACACGGACCCUACAAUGCCUCACUACGACACCAAUGAGUGGACUUUUGCCAAGGGCGCCGCUGCCACUAUCGACAGAGACUAUGGAUUUGUGGGGCAACACAUUUUCCACGAUAUCAUUGAAACCCACGUCCUGCACCAUUACUGCAGUCGUAUUCCUUUCUACAAUGCCCGUAAGGCUACGUCGGCCAUUAAGGACGUGAUGGGCAAGCACUAUCGCUACGAGGGCGAAAACAUGUGGAGAUCCUUAUGGAAGGUUGCCAGGUCGUGCCAGUUUGUUGAAGACAACGAGUCUAAAGAUGGUGUCUAUAUGUUCAGAAAUACGAACAACAUUGGAACUUCCCCCGUCAGCGAAUGA